Venustampulla echinocandica is the source of this 954-nucleotide messenger RNA. RefSeq lists its product as uncharacterized. NCBI's taxonomy places the organism in Eukaryota, Fungi, Ascomycota, Leotiomycetes, Helotiales, Pleuroascaceae. The coding region runs from base 1 to 954 and encodes 317 amino acids. The transcript is spliced from 3 exons. Gene Ontology annotation, molecular function: nucleic acid binding. The record is from RefSeq and is a predicted model, not a curated record.
AUGGCUAUCUACUCGUCCGUCCCUCCGCCCGAGCAGCAAGCUCCCCUGUCCAACGCACAAUCCACCACCGCGACGAUCGAUACCCUCAAUGCGCUUUCAUCGCUCUCCAUUUCUCCAUCUGCGCGCAGCACUGGCGUCACUCUUUCCAUUCCUCUUGAUGGAGCAGAGGUGAAAAAGAGGAAUGUGAAGCCUGCGAAGGAGCCAUUGAGAAGGGAUAGUUUGAAGCGAAGGGAUGCUCUUUUAAAGGGGAAGGAGGGAACUAGAAGGAGACAGAGAUGGGAGAAUGACCGCUUCCUCAACGUCCCUAAUGCCCAACCACCCCUCCCCUCAGACUGGGAAGUCCGUCCUACCUACCCGGUUCACACAGUCCCCUAUUAUCUCGCGCCACUCUGGGAUCUCCGCGCCGAAACCACCUCCUCGCGCAAAUCCAAAUCCAGCUCCGGCGAUGAACAAAAAGGCCGGGUUCCGCAAGAGCUCAAAGCCAAACUAAAGCGCAGCAAAGGGGCCAAGUCCCUGCUUCAAGAACUAGAAGAAGAGGUGCGCAAGUUCGUCAGGGAAUAUGAACGGCAAGAGCACUUAACAUUACAUGGCGGAAUGGAGGACGAGCCGGAAAUUGACUCUGAAGACGAGGAGAUCGUUUUUAUCGGAAGGAACGGGAGAAUGAGUGACGAGGUUAGGCAGGAGAGGGAGCGGGUGGAGGAAGUUUUGGAGAAGGAGAAGAUGAUCUGGGAAGGCGCAGCUGACGACAGAGGUGCUGGUUUUGGACGAUGGCUUGUCCACUCCAUAGCCACCUACUAUGGUCUCUCUUCCCGCUCUAUCACCCUCGGAAAUCCUGCACGCAGGGAAGCAUACGUCGGAAUCAAAUCCAAGGAGAUCAAGAUGAAAACUGGUCGACGCAUCACCUCCUCCUCUCUACAGGGAGAAAUGCCGAGGCCCCUUUACGGUCUUAUUUGA